AUGUCUCGCGAACGGACGAAUACCGGCGGUAGCAGCAGUGCAGCCGGCAUUCCCGCUGUCGCCUCUUUGCGAGAACGCACCAACACUGGAGGUUCUAUGCGUUCAGUUGAGAGCCAGGAUUUGGAAUCCGUCCGUCUUAUGUCGCCUCGGCGGUACAGCAACAAUUUGGCACCGAGCCCUUUGUCGAAGAACUCAAUGUCAAACGUUGCAACUCGACGUCGUAGGAUUGUCGACUGGAUUCAAACACAAUACAUUCCGAAAGCAUUUACACGACAGAAAACGCAAGUAGUGCCCUGGGUUACAGGCUUGGACCGAGUUGUCUUUGGUUCGACGAGUGCUGCGGAAGCUGUUACUAUUGCUGGGAUACAACCCCCAAGGUAUCUUUGGUACAUGAUCAGUGGUUUCCUUUGCGACAUCUUGCAGUUCACAUUUGACUUUUUCUUGUACCACGCUUUCAAGGUGAACGACGCUUCUCUUUGCUGGGCCUUGAGUUUCUUCAUCUCCAUUGUAUUUCGGCAUACGUCGCAUCGUUAUCUUGUUUUUGGCGACUAUAUUGGUGGAUACUGGGCAAGCCUAAUUCGAAUGUACGCCGGCUAUUCCAUCAUUAUCGUACUGAGUACGAUCUUCAAUGCUCUUGUCACUAAAGUCUGGCAUAUUUCCCACGGUAUUGCGUGGGUAUCAACGUUGCUGUGGACAGGGAUUGCAAAUUAUUUUAUUUUGAAAAAGAUUUGGAGUUUUGGAGGAUCCAGUAGCGGAACGCCUGUAUCACAGAAUCGGGUGUGA
Molecule: messenger RNA, 783 nt
Organism: Phaeodactylum tricornutum CCAP 1055/1
Lineage: Eukaryota; Bacillariophyta; Bacillariophyceae; Surirellales; Neidiaceae
Exons: 1
Coding region: 1-783 (260 amino acids)
Source: RefSeq, a predicted model, not a curated record